This is a messenger RNA of Anarrhichthys ocellatus (wolf-eel), 9302 nucleotides long. RefSeq names its product plexin-B1-like. The coding region runs from base 139 to 6636 and encodes 2165 amino acids. Gene Ontology annotation, molecular function: semaphorin receptor activity; protein binding. The transcript is spliced from 38 exons. Gene Ontology annotation, cellular component: semaphorin receptor complex; plasma membrane. Lineage: Eukaryota; Metazoa; Chordata; Actinopteri; Perciformes; Anarhichadidae. Gene Ontology annotation, biological process: regulation of cell shape; semaphorin-plexin signaling pathway; regulation of GTPase activity. The record is from RefSeq and is a predicted model, not a curated record.
AAAUGGCCAUUGACCCCGGAGAAGGCGACGGAAGUGGAGAGGGGCCAAGCAUGUGUGCAUCUGUCUCUCAUAAUAUUAGCGCUCUCGCUGAUCAAACUAAGUAGGGAGACACAACCAGCAUCUACACGAAUAUUUGCCAUGCCACAUGGGAAGGCUCUUAACCCCACCCUGCUCUUACUCCUCAUCCUCCUCGUCUUCGCCACAGCCCGCGGUCGCUCCUACCCUCGUUUCUCCCGCAAUGACACUGAAUUCCAGCACCUGGUGCUCCACCCAGACCUCUUCGUGGGGACGGUGUACGUGGGGGCCAGGGACCACCUCUUCCAGCUGGACGGAUCGGACGGACUCCGGCUGGAGCUGGAGGAGACGACCGGUCCCGUGAGCGACAGCAAGGACUGCCUCCCCCCAGUGACUGAGUCCAACUGUCCCCAAGCCAGGAGAACCAGCAACCACAACAAACUACUUCUGGUGGAUCCGAAGGCGCUGGAGUUGAUCACCUGCGGCAGCAUCCACCAGGGCACCUGCCAGAAACGCAGCCUGGCGUCGAUCAAGAAGGUCCGCUUCUCCACCGAGAGGCCCGUGGACACGCAGUACGUUGCCGCCAAUGACCCGUUGGUGUCAACCGUGGGGCUGGUGGUGGGGCUUCGCGGCGGUGAGAGGACAGUGAUGUACGUGGGUAGGGGCUACACCGCCAGCCACCCGCCGAUCUCCACCCGCCACCUCUCAUCAGAGCCCGUCUUCUCCUACGAGGAGACGGCCAAGCUAGCGGUGGCCGGGCGCCUGUCGGAAUACGACCACCACUUCGUGAUGGCGUUCACACGGCGCACGUACGUGUACUUCUUGUUUUACCGCCGCGACAUCAAGUCUGCAUCGAGGGAGUACCGGACCUAUGCCGCCAGAGUGUGCCUGGACGACACCUCCUACUAUUCCUACGUGGAAGUUCCUCUGGUCUGCCGUUCCACUUCCUCUCCCUCCAGGAAUUACAACCUGCUCCAGGCUGCCCAGGUGGGACAAGGCGUCGGCCGGGAAGGCGAGGAUCUGCUGGGAGUCUUUUCCACCCGCGGCGGCUCCACAAACAACGCUGCCUUGGACGCCUCGGCUCUGUGCUUGUACCCGCUGGAUGAGCUCGACGGACACAUCGACUCUACCCGCGACCUCUGUUACACCCAGGACGGCCGGGUGGAGGGAAGAGGAGAGGUGGCCUACAUAGAGUACGAGGUCAAGUCCAGCUGCGCCAACCUGCCUAUGAAUACCCUCAAGGCGUACCCCUGCGGCUCCGACCACACCCCCAGUCCCAUGGCGAGCCGGGUGCCGCUGGAGACCAGGGCCGCCUGGCACACCUCGGCCGCCCGUCUCACUGCGGUGGCCGUCAGUGUCAGAGAUGGACACAGCAUCGCCUUCCUCGGAGACUCCAAAGGGACUCUGCACAAGGUAUAUCUGGGCCAAGACGGCCAGGUGGAGGUAUACGCGAACACGACGAUCCAGCUCAACUCGCCCAUAAACGGUGACCUUUUAUUGGACCAGACUGGAGCACACAUCUACGUCAUGACCAAAACUACUGUCGAAAAGCUUCCGGUGGCAGAAUGCGGAGACCACCUGGACUGUCAAUCCUGUCUGUCUGCCAAAGACCCCUACUGUGGCUGGUGCGUCCUGGAGGGACGGUGUGGCCAGCUUUGGGAGUGCCAGCGAGGGUCCGUGCGGGGCCAGUGGCUGUGGAGCUUCAACCAGACGCAGCAGUGCCUCGGUAUCCAGCGCCUUAGCCUCUACAACAUCAGCCGCGGGGAGAAAACCGAUAUUACGGUGUCGGUAGAGGGCCUCCCAAGUCUAGGAAAAGGAGAGGCCUACUCUUGCUUUUUCCAGGACACGGAAGCUCCUGCUUCACUCACUGACACCGGUGUGAUAUGCUCGACCCCUGAAGCCGGCAGCCUGCCUCCCAUUACUCACGGAGAUGAGUUCGUGAUGGUGGCCCUGUCGCUGCGUUUCACUAACGUGACUGUAGCGGAGACCGAAUUCACGUUCUACAACUGCAGCUUGGUGCAGCAGCUCUCUGGACGCAGGCCAUGCCAAGGGUGUGUCAGCAGUCGCUGGGGCUGUAAGUGGUGUAUCCACCAGCACGUCUGCACGCACCAACACACCUGCAGCCGUGGGGUCACCAUCUACAACCACAAUUUCAAACCGCCAACACCCACCAUCCCACCACCCACCAGAAAUCUGACCCCUUUACCUCCUACUGUCCGUGCUGCUGCAACAACAACACAGCCAUCACUCACAGAGACUCCUACCCCCACCACAGCAGCUGUCCCUUUAACCUCCACCGCAGUGACACCACCCACCACCCCUACCGCCAAGCCCACCUCCCCCCUCACCCUGGCCGCAACCUCCCCCUUUGUCGGGAUCUUCAGCCAGGCCACUACGACGCACACCGAUGCCCCCACCACAAGCAAGGGAACGACAGAGGGAAAUGGCGGCAUUGCAAGUUUCUCAGAGGACGAGGAGACCGAAAGCUGGAAUAUCACUGACAAAACCCCCCACACUACGUUACCCAGCAGCACUAGCGAAAAGGUAGACCGUGAUGUGGGGUUUUUAGAGCCGUCUGGCGAAGCGUUAGGCUCUUCCUCCGACGUAAGCCCGACCACCUCCAGAGAAGUGUCCCGUUUAAUAGACCUCUCUAUCAGCGACGCUAAGGACGCCAUUCCUCCGGUCAGCUAUGAAGAGAAUGACUCCCCUCUGUGGUUGAGUGAGUGGGAGGAGCCCGCCGUGGACUCCGCAACAGGUCCAUCAGUUGCUGGCGCCAGCGAAAAGCCGCCCAUCUUCACACAACCACCUGAAACAGUUUUCGACCCCAUCUCUGAGUAUGCAGCAGACUAUCAAUUAGAUUCAUCGACCAACUCUUAUUUUCCGGAGUGUCCGUGUGUGGAGAAAGUUCAGGAUUCCUCUCUUCUCCCUGUCAACGUGGAGAGGAAGGUCACUCUGGUGGGACAACACCUGAACCUGUUUCAGGACAAGAACCUGGACUACGAGUGUGUGCUGGACGUUGAGAAUCAGUCAGUGGUGGUGGACGCCUCCGUGGAGCCGGACGCCACUCAACCAUCAGCCUUCUUUAUCACCUGCCAACCCCACCAGUACGCCUACUCUUCCUCGAUGGAGGAAUACCCGGCCACCAUCAACGUGAGGAGGAAGAACUACUUCCUCAUCGACAGCGCCGAGGAUCUGUACGUGACUCUGUUCAAUUGUUCAGUGGGGCGGUCGGAUUGCAGCCGGUGUCGCACCGCCGACCACAAGUACGGCUGCGUCUGGUGCGGCGGGGCUGCCGGCUCUCGCUGUGUGUACCGGGACUCUUGCGCUGAGGAGGUCAAACAUACCUGCCCCGCGCCCGUCAUUCACUUCCUGGACCCGGUAUCCGGUCCCGUGGAGGGAGGGACGGUCGUGACUAUUUCAGGCUCCAACCUCGGCCAGAGAAGUGAAGACAUACAGAACUCAGUCACGGUGGCCGGGGUCCCCUGCAGCGUCAUCCAUAGCAGAUACGAAGUCUCCUCGAGGAUAGUGUGUGAGACCACGGGCAGCGGAGGAGAGAGGAGCGGCCACGCCUCGGUCAAAGUGAGGGGGGGAGGAGUCGGACUGUCCGCUCAGAUCUUCAGCUUCCAGGAUCCCGUUCUGAGCGACAUCUUCCCACAGAGAGGGCCCAAGGCGGGGGGCUCCUCUCUCACCAUCAGAGGCCGGAGACUGAGGACCGGACACCCGAGCGAGGUCGGUGUCCUGAUCGGAGGAGUGCCGUGCGUGGUGCUCAACAUCCAGGAGGGUCAGAUCAGCUGUCUGACCAGAGGCAGCAACAGAACAGGAGAGCAUGGCAUCACCGUGCGGUUUGGUGGCACAGAGCGCCACCUACCGGGUCUGGUGUAUCAUUACACCCCCAACCCCAACAUCUCAAUGGCUGCUCCCUCCAAAAGCUUCCUCAGCGGAGGCCGAAUCAUCAGGGUCUCUGGUCAGAACCUGGAUGUGGUGCAGGAGCCGAAAAUGAGGGUGACCCUCAGUCCCCCUGAUACUCUUCCUCCCAGGAGGAGGAGGAGUGCCAGAGGGAGGAGCGAAGUGAGCCCGACCGGAGGACGUGAUCAUCAGGGUCCACUGAAGAGAUGGAGGAGGAUCGUCCCGGAGGCGGACUGCCCCGAGGGUGCGCUGUGUCACGUCAAACAGUACGAGACUCGCUGCACAGUCAAUGGCUCCACCCUCAUCCUGUGUCCGACUCCGGCGGUGGGUCCAGAGGCCAGGAGGGCCCGGGUCAAAGUUCACUUCCUGUUGGACAGCCUCCAUUUUGACUUCGGCACCGUGGGGAACGGGGCCUUCAGCUAUGAGCCCAACCCACAGCUCUACCUGCUGAACCAGAACGAUCCCAGCAAACCGUACCACCACAAACCCGGCAGCAUCAUCUCCGUCGAGGGAGAGAACCUGGAUCUAGCGAUCUACAAGCACGAGGUGGAGGCUCGGAUCGGGGCGGGGGUGUGCUCCGUGAAGACCCUGACACACAACCACUUGUACUGUGAGCCGCCAGCUCAGCAGCCCUCGGUCACCGCUGGCAAGAAACCAGAUGGCAUGGACAGUCUGCCUGAGUUCACGGUGAACAUGGGGAAUCUGAACUUCUCUCUGGGCAGAGUGCAGUACGACAGCCAGGCCCAGUCGACGUUUCCUCUGGAGGCUCAGGUGGGAGUCGGGGUGGGGGCCUCCAUAGUGGCUCUCAUUGUGCUCAUCAUAGUCCUCAUAUACAGGAGGAAGAGCAAACAGGCCAUGAGGGACUACAAGAAGGUGCAGAUCCAGCUGGAGAACCUGGAGACCAGUGUGAGAGACCGCUGUAAGAAGGAGUUCACAGACUUGAUGACGGAGAUGAUGGACGUGUCCAGUGAUUUGGUGGGUUCAGGGAUCCCCAUCCUGGAUUACCGGGUGUACGCUGAGCGCAUUUUCUUCCCCGGCCACCAGGAGUCGCCACUGAGACGGGAUCUGGACGUCCCUGAGAGUCGCAGGCAGACUGUGGAGCAAGGGCUGGUUCAGCUGUCCAAUCUGCUCAACAGCAAACUCUUUCUCACCAAGUUUAUCCACACUCUGGAGGUCCAGCGGACGUUCUCCCCGAGGGACCGGGCCUAUGUGGCCUCCCUGCUGACCGUAGCCCUGCACGGUAAACUGGAGUACUUCACGGACAUCCUGAAGACACUGCUCAACGAUCUAGUGGAACAGUAUGUGGCCAAGAACCCCAAGCUGAUGCUCAGGAGAACGGAAUCAGUGGUUGAGAAGCUUUUGACGAACUGGAUGUCCAUCUGUCUGUUUACCUUUCUGAGGGAAUCCGCAGGGGAGUCGUUCUACAUGCUGUUCAGAGCAAUAAAGCACCAGGUGGACAAGGGACCUGUGGACGCGGUGACGGGAAAAGCCAAGUACACGCUGAACGACAACAGGCUGCUGCGAGAGGACGUGGAGUACCGCACGCUGACCCUAAAUGUAGCGAUGCCGGCGUCAGCCACCAGCGGAGGCGCCACCACGCAGACGGUGCCGGCCAAAGUCCUGGACUGUGACACCAUCACCCAAGUGAAGGAGAAACUCCUGGAGCAGACCUGGAAGGGAACUUCCUUCUCCCAGAGGCCACACGUUGACUCGUUACACCUCGAGUGGCGUGCAGGUGUCGCGGGUCACCUGAUCUUAUCAGAUGAGGAUCUGACAUCGGUAGUGCAAGGCUUGUGGAAGCGCCUCAAUACACUGCAGCACUACAAGGUCCCCGACGGAGCGACGGUGGCCCUCGUCCCCAGGAACACCAAGAACCACGUCCACGACAGCCACGAUUACAUGCCUGGAGAAAAGACCCCCAUGCUGGACGACGGGGAGGAGGGAGGAGUGAGGCUCUGGCAUCUGGUGAAAGCCAGCGAGGAGUCGGAGCUGCCUAAGCACAGAAGGGGCAGCGUGAGGGAGCGGGGCGGCGAGAGGGCCAAGGCCAUCCCCGAGAUCUACCUCACACGCCUGCUCUCCAUGAAGGGCACGCUGCAGAAGUUCGUGGACGAUUUGUUCACGGCGAUCCUCAGCACCAGUCGCCCCGUGCCUCUGGCGGUCAAAUACUUCUUCGACCUGCUGGACGAGCAGGCUCUGCAGCACAACAUCGCGGACCCCGAGACCAUCCACAUCUGGAAAACCAACAGCUUGCCGCUGCGGUUCUGGAUCAACAUCCUUAAGAACCCUCAGUUCAUCUUCGACGUGCAGACCUCAGACCACGUGGACGCCGUGCUGUCCGUCAUCGCCCAGACCUUCAUGGACUCCUGCACCAUCGCCGACCACAAACUGGGACAGGACUCCCCCAUCAACAAGUUGCUGUACGCCAGAGACAUCCCGCGCUACAAGCAGAUGGUGGAGAGGUACUACGCAGACAUCCGUCAGACCAUCUCCGCCAGUGACCAGGAGAUGAACUCGGCUCUAGCCGAACUCUCUCGUAAUUACGCCGCCGAGGUCAACUGUCUCGUGGCUUUACACGAGCUGUACAAGUACAUCAACAAAUACUACGAUCAAAUCAUCACAGCCCUGGAGGAGGACGCCACUGCCCAGAAGAUGCAGCUCGGUUACAGACUCCAACAGGUCGCUGCCGCCGUAGAAAACAAAGUCACCGACCUAUGACCCAAAGGACGGGGUACAAUUCAUCCUUUAACCUUGAAGUGAUGGACGAUGAUGGGGACGAAGAUUCUGUCUCCCGGAGAAAAGUCCUCCCUCGUUUUUUCCAAGAUGGAGGACAACGGAUCAUUGUGGCACAUGCUGUGAUUUUGCUGUCAUUUUGACGGACUGAUUUUUAGCGAAGGGACAAAUGAUCUCAACAGGAUCACUGAUACUGGGCCAUGUUUCCUGUCCCGUGUCCAGGAGGUACAGUAAGACCCCCUUGGAACUUCCACAGGUCCUAACACUGGGAGGAAAGUGACACAGCUGGGGGGGAGGACCUGUGAAAUGAAGCACAUUAAAACAAAGGGAUUUCAUGACACCUCUCGUAAGGAUUUCCCAUGUUGCAUUCAGACUAAAGGGAGACACAAUAUGAGAAGCGAUCCUUCUGUUUUUUCUUCCGACUCUACGCGUCUCGGUGGACUUUUUUCUGACCAACUGCACUGAACAGUCCUGCAAGCUUCCAGCUCCACGUGUUAGUCCUCUGCUGUAGGCGUGCUAGUUGAAGAAACCGUUGGACGAGGAGGGAAAAGGGAAGAAUUAGGACUUAAAUGUCGACAGCUGUGUAGUUUUCCUCCGAUGUGUCAAAGUCUUACAUGAAGGACGAAGCGAUAAUGGCAGAGCACCCUGGAGGCCUGUCCUAUUGGAAAACAUGUUUUCAUUCUGCUUUUAUCUUCCUUAAAUCAUUCUACGAGUCUUACUCUUUGACCUUUUAUUAGCUGUUGUUGGGCAGCUUGUUGUCCUGUAUAAACCGUUUCCCUUUUUUAAAGCUUCACAUCGCCACUUGUGCUUUUACCGCAAUGUCUACAUGCUGCCUGUAGUUUGAACUGAACACCGGCAUUUUGUGAAAGCGUUGAUUUCAUUUGGUUGAGGAUGUGGUACACAAAUACUAUGAUGACCUACUGCUAUUGUGAAUGUUCCUUUUCUUAGGCACAGAUGUUUAUCCAGUUUGCAGAUGAUGUAUUACCCCGGACAAUUUGGCGGAGGAACUUACAGCUAACUCGUUAAACUGAUCCGUCCUUAGAAACCCACAAAGUGAAAUGAAUUACAUGCAGACAAAACCCUUCACAGCUGUACCGUAGACUGUACUAAUUCAAUGAAAACAGAUCUUAUAUUGUAUGAAAGAUCAAGCCGGACUUUUUGGAUAAGAAAUGCACAAAUAGAUGAAUACUGUCUAAAGGAAUUGAGGAAUUAGUAGGUUUUACUGCCUCUUCAGUAUUUAUUUCCCUUCCUCAUUUAUUAUUUGUGUAAUUUAUUUCCCUUCAACAUGAUGCGUUUGUGUGGUUGACAGUAUUUGAGGUGACUGUAAAAUACAUGUUGCAGAAUUACAUCGCUACAUAUUUAUACAGUUACCUUGCAUAUAGGUGCAUUUCACAAAUGUGUUUAAAUAGCUUUGUCCAAUUCAUUUUUAAUUCUUUUUUUUAAAUUUAUUUAAGUCUGAUUUGAUCUUCCAUAUUAAUAAGAUGUCGCUACUGCCUAUACUUUAUGUUCUGCUUUUGGAUUUCCACACAGCCAGUUCCCAAAAGCUUGGUUAUGUCUUCCCCCACUUAAUUACACAUUUGGCUAUUGAAAUGUAGUCUAUAACUAUUACUAGUACCUUUUUAAUAUUAUGGGCUUCUAUUGAUACUGAACAAUAUCAAGGAAACAGCUCCCUCCAUUGGAUGGUUGUUACCCACCAACUCUGCCUCUGAUUGGCUUUCCCUGAUGUCCUUACCCUAAACUGACCUAAUCUAACUACUCAUGCCUAAACCUAACCCAGCCAACCAACAAAGGCAACGAUUACUAAGAGGAGAGUGGUGCGUCGUGCCUUCACCAAUAGGAAACAAAAUAUUUGGAAAGUGCGAUGACAUCAUUCUGCAAUAAUAAUUAGCAAUGUGCUUCUUUUUGCAACAAUGGGCCUUCGGAAUAAUGUGCAUUUGGUUUCAGGAGAACGGGCUUCCCUCCUCAGUGGGACAUUUUUUGGACUGUCUAGUUUUCAGAAUAAUGGACUUUUGGAACAAUCGUGUGCCAGAUUUUGAACCGCGUUCAGCAAAGCUGCACUUAUUCUUCCAUCUUUUAGAAAGUCCUCCCUUCCUCUCAAGACUUAAAUCAGACAAUAUGUUUAAUAAACAAAGGUGCCACAUGUGAAAGUCUUUUACUAGUUUUUUCAAAUUUAAUUUAUUUUGUAUUUAUUAUCUAUUGCAUAUGUUGUUGGUUAUUAUUUUCCGAUACAUGUAAUAAUACUGCUUAUGCCCCUCUGAAUCUGAGAAGAUGUGUAUUUUUUAAAGAGAAAGCAAGGGACCUUUUUUUACCUCAUGGUGUUUUCUUUUUGUCCGUUGUCCUACUCUCAAGUCUAAAUCAAAUUCACAUCAGCUUUCCUGAAAUUCUGAAAGUUUCAAUCUCUCCUUUUAUAUUUUGCAUCCAUUUUAGAAGCAAAAGAGAAAUAUGAUUUUUAACUUUGCAUUCAAACACCAUUCUUUGCACAUUAGUGUUGCUUGUGUCUUACUUGUGUAUGCAAAGCUCAGAUGUGUGUACCAUUUUCCUGUAGAUGCAUUCUGCUGUUAACUACUCCUGACUUAAGUGUUCUCUGACUAAUUGAUAGGAUGAACCUAACGCCGACUUAAUGUGACGCAAUAAAGUGGUCCCGAUGUUAA